AUGGCACAGAGCGUCCUCAAGCAGAAGAGCGGCGUCAUCUACGGCGACGACGUCAAGAACCUGUUCAAGUACGCACAGGAGAAGAACUUCGCUAUUCCAGCAAUCAACGUCACAUCCUCUUCCACGGUCGUAGCUUCCCUCGAAGCUGCCCGUGACGCCAAGGCACCACUUAUCCUCCAGUUCUCUCAAGGUGGUGCAGCCUACUUCGCCGGAAAGGGCGUCGACAACAAGGACCAGUCUGCCUCCAUCCAGGGCUCCAUCGCCGCAGCACACUAUGUCCGCGCCAUUGCACCCGCAUACGGCAUUCCGGUCGUGCUCCACACCGACCACUGCGCAAAGAAGCUCCUCCCAUGGCUCGAUGGCAUGCUCGAUGCUGAUGAGAAGGAGUUCAAGGCCUCCGGCACCCCACUCUUCUCCUCGCACAUGAUCGAUCUUUCCGAGGAGCCAGUCAAGGAGAACAUCGAGACCACCGCCCAGUACCUCAAGCGCGCUGCACCAAUGAAGCAGUGGCUCGAGAUGGAGAUCGGUAUCACCGGUGGUGAGGAGGACGGUGUCAACAACGAGUCCGUCGACAACAACUCUCUCUACACACAGCCAGAGGACAUUUACGACAUCUACAAGGCUCUCUCGCCAAUUUCGCCAUACUUCUCGAUCGCCGCCGGUUUCGGUAACGUGCACGGUGUCUACAAGCCAGGCAAUGUCAAGCUUAGGCCAGAGCUCCUCCAGAAGCACCAGAAGUACGUCCAGGAGAAGGAGGGCACCAAGGAUGAGAAGCCAGUCUUCCUUGUCUUCCACGGUGGCUCCGGCUCCAGCAAGCAGGACUACCUUGACGCCAUCAGCUACGGUGUCUGCAAGGUCAACCUCGACACCGACCUCCAGUACGCCUACACCGAGGGCAUCCGCGACUACAUGAUCAACAAGAAGGAAUACGUCAACUCGCAAGUUGGCAACCCAGAUGGCGAUGACAAGCCAAACAAGAAGUACUACGACCCAAGAGUGUGGGUUCGCGAGGGAGAGAAGACCAUGUCGAAGCGUAUUGCUGUCGCGCUCCAGGACUUCAACACUGCUAACCAGCUGUAA
This is a messenger RNA of Fulvia fulva, 1080 nucleotides long. RefSeq names its product Fructose-bisphosphate aldolase. The transcript is spliced from 3 exons. Gene Ontology annotation, biological process: glycolytic process; gluconeogenesis. The record is from RefSeq and is a predicted model, not a curated record. Gene Ontology annotation, molecular function: zinc ion binding; fructose-bisphosphate aldolase activity. Gene Ontology annotation, cellular component: cytosol. NCBI's taxonomy places the organism in Eukaryota, Fungi, Ascomycota, Dothideomycetes, Mycosphaerellales, Mycosphaerellaceae. Bases 1 to 1080 code for a protein of 359 amino acids.